AUGAAACAGGAAUUGAGUGAUAAACGUGAUUUACGGCCAUUCGUUUAUGGUGGACUAGCAUCUAUUAUUGCGGAAUUUGGCACCUUUCCAAUUGACACAACAAAAACCCGCCUACAAAUCCAAGGUCAGAAACAUGAUAAAACAUUUUCCCAGCUACGUUAUCGCGGCAUGACAGAUGCCAUGAUUAAAAUCAGUCGCGAGGAGGGUUUAAAGGCAUUAUAUUCAGGAAUUUGGCCCGCCGUACUGAGACAAGCAACAUAUGGCACCAUCAAAUUCGGUACCUAUUAUACCCUGAAAAGUGUGGCAAGUGAACAUGGUCUCCUUGUAGAUCCCGACACGGGGACAGAACGUGUUUGGGGUAAUAUUUUAUGUGCUGCUGCAUCGGGAGCCAUUUCCUCUGCCAUUGCUAAUCCCACAGAUGUGUUGAAAGUGCGAAUGCAGGUACAUGGGAAGGGUACACAACAACAGAGUCUUUGGGCAUGUUUUUAUGAUAUAUACAAAUAUGAAGGUGUCCGAGGCCUUUGGCGUGGUGUGUGCCCUACGGCUCAGAGAGCGGUGGCUAUUGCUUCGGUGGAACUGCCGGUGUAUGAUUUUUGUAAGCUGCAGUUGAUGGGAAUGUUUGGUGAUCAUGUGGCCAAUCAUUUUGUUUCCAGCUUCAUCGCCAGUUUGGGCAGUGCCAUAGCCUCCACACCCAUUGAUGUUGUACGAACCCGCCUUAUGAAUCAGAAACCCGUAACUGUGGUCAAUGGCAUGGUAACGGCGGCGACAUCACAAAAAAUCUACACCGGGAGCAUAGAUUGUGCACUGCAGACCGUUCGCAAUGAAGGCUUUUUGGCAUUGUACAAAGGUUUCAUACCCACUUGGGUGCGGAUGGGCCCAUGGAAUGUUAUAUUCUUUAUAACCUAUGAACAAUUGAAAAAAUAUUGA
Messenger RNA from Musca vetustissima, 927 nucleotides. RefSeq names its product mitochondrial uncoupling protein Bmcp (gene Bmcp). The coding region runs from base 1 to 927 and encodes 308 amino acids. Gene Ontology annotation, biological process: transmembrane transport. NCBI's taxonomy places the organism in Eukaryota, Metazoa, Arthropoda, Insecta, Diptera, Muscidae. The record is from RefSeq and is a predicted model, not a curated record. The transcript is spliced from 5 exons.